Musca vetustissima is the source of this 7632-nucleotide messenger RNA. RefSeq names its product dynein axonemal assembly factor 1 homolog (gene dtr). The record is from RefSeq and is a predicted model, not a curated record. The coding region runs from base 1 to 7632 and encodes 2543 amino acids. Lineage: Eukaryota; Metazoa; Arthropoda; Insecta; Diptera; Muscidae. The transcript is spliced from 7 exons. Gene Ontology annotation, molecular function: protein binding.
AUGUCUGCGAGAAAACAAACGGAACCCAAAGAGAUUUUGGGUUUGAAUCGUAUAACGAAAAAGCGCAUUUUAGAAUUAUGUAAACGAGAUAAGCUGUAUCAGACUCCAAAGCUAAAUGAUGUCCUAUAUUUGCAUUAUCAGGGAUUCCAAUGCAUUGAAUGCCUAGAAGAUUAUACGGAAUUAAAAUGCUUGUGGCUCGAAUGCAAUGCUAUCUCGGAGAUACAGGGUUUGGAAAAUCAAACCAAAUUGAAAUGUCUCUAUUUGCAAAGCAAUUUAAUACGGAAGAUUGAAAAUCUAGAAUUUUGCAAGGAAUUGGAUACCAUCAAUUUGUCACAAAAUCAAAUAAGGAAAAUUGAGAAUUUAGGUAUUGAUGUUCUGCCGGUUCUGAAUACUUUGAAUAUUGCAUCGAAUUACAUAAAAGAUGCCGAGGGCUUACGAGAUUUGGAGAAUUGUAAAAAUCUUUCGGUAUUGGAUUUAUCAAAUAAUCGCAUCGAUGAUAUUUUGGUGGUAAAGGUCUUUGCCAAAAUGCCGGAAUUGAAAGUUUUGGUAUUACAAGGUAAUCCUGUGGUCUCGAAAAUCCCACAAUAUCGUAAAACUUUAAUAUUGGAAUGUAAAAAACUGACCUACUUAGAUCAACGACCUGUUUUUCCCAAGGAUCGAGCUUGUGCCGAAGCUUGGAAACGUGGUGGCUAUGAGGAGGAGCGUAAAGAAAACGAACGUUGGAAUCGUCAGGAGCGGAGAAAAAUGAGAGAUAGUGUCAAUGCCACCAUUCGCAUGCGUAACAAACAUCGUAAACCCGAAGAUCACAUGACCCUGUUAGUAUCCUCCGAUUCGGAAGAUGAGACGACACAAAAGAAACGACUACGUCAACAAGACGUUUUGGAUGCCGGUGUUGAUAUGGAAUUGUGUAUAUGGGAUGAAGUAGCCGGGGAUGAUCAUAAAGUGGAGGUUUAUGCUUCUUCAUCGUCCUCAUCUGAGAUGAAUGUUAGCUCAUCGACAUCUGUAAUAAGUACGACGGAUUCAAAUGAAACAAAGUCCAGUGAUUUAAAUGAAUCCAAAUCGAGUGAUGGUGAAGGCAGGUCUUCGAAGGAUGAUGAUGGUGAUGUGAAGGAUAAUGAUGUCAUUUGUCUGGCAGAGAAACAAAGUAUGGGAGAGAUUUUAAGUUAUGUUCAUAAGAGAAAGCUGGGAGAGAGUGAAGAGAAUAUUGAGAGGGAUGUGGGUAAGGAAGAGGAGAUAAGACAGAAGGAUAAUGAUGUUACAAAAUUAAAUUACAAUGUGGAAAAAGACAAUUUUGAAAGUAUAACUUCGUAUGAGGAAAGUCCACAAAGAGAACCUUUGAAUUCAGGUAACGAUUACCCUGCCAAGGAGGGUUUAAAGAUCAUCUGUGAAGAGGAUGAAAAGGCCUAUGAGGAAUCGGCUCUUACAAAAUCGAAUCUCUUGUUGGAAGCUGAAAUUCCCGGAGGAGUGGUUUUUGAUAAAGAAUUUGCUCAAUCCGGACCUUUGAAUUCCGAUGCUGAAGCUAUUAUGAAUGCCACCAUGAACAUCUUUGUGGAAAAUGAAAUUCUGGAAAGGGUGAUUUCCACAAAAGAAGUUUCUCAAUGCGAACUUUUGAAUUCCGAUGAUAAUUGUUCUGCCAAGGAGGUAUUCAAUGAAACCCUGGAAACAAUUAUGAAUAUUACCAUAAAUGAUUUGAAUAAAGGAAGUCCAAAUUCCGACAGAAGAGUUAAAAUCCCGAUAGAAGGGGGUUUCAAGGCCAUCAAUGAUAAGCAUGAAAACGCCUAUGAGGAAUCGACUGUUAUAAAGUCGAACCUCUUUGGGGGAAUUCCGGGAAGUGUUAUUUCCAACAAAGAAGUUGCUCAGGGCGAAUUUUUGAAUUCCGACAAUUAUUGCUCCGACAAAGAGGUAUUCAAUGACACCCUUGAUGCCAUAAUGAAUGUCACCAUGAAUGAUUUAAACAAAGGAAGUCCAAAUCCCGACCGGAGAGUUUUUCUGCAAAUUGAAACGGACGAUGAUAGCUAUGAAGUCCUGGAUGAAAUGGAAAAGGCAAUGCAACAAAUGGAAUCUGAAUAUGGAGUGUCUAAAAUAAAUUCUGAUCAAAAUUCCUCUCUGUUACCCGAAAAUUCUCAAGAAAAAAGGCAGGAUGACGUUGAGUAUUCCGCUGAAACUAUUGAAAUGUGUAAUAAUUUGGAGGCCAUUUCUAAAAAUAUGGAUUUUCAAAUUGUCGAAUUGCAAAGAGAACAAGAAGAAAGGAAGGAAGUUUUAGAGGCAUUAUUUUCUCAAAAUCAAUCCGCUCCUGGGAUGAGUAGUACUAGUAGUAGUGAGCAUGAUUUGGCAAUAAUGGGAGAAGAAAACAAAUUACAGUUGAUUGUCGAUCAAUGGGAUAAGGAUACGAAAUUGAAAAAAUAUAAACAUGAUGGGAGUCAUCUAAGAGAAUCAGGUACUAUACAACAAAUCAAAGCGAGAAGUUUGAAUGAUUUGGGAGAAAGUUAUGAUGACAAUAUACUUCAAGGAGAAAAUGUAAUACGAAAACAACAAGAAGAGGAAAUAGAAAUGGAAUUCUCAACCAGCAACCAAAAAGAGAGUAAUAAUUUGAGUGAUAAUAUUAAAAUAGAGAAUUCAUCACUGGAAUGUCGUGAUAAUGCAGAGAGUAUUUCAAACGGAGAAGAGAACUCAAUUAUUUUCAAAUUGGGAGGAAAAAAUUCAAUAGGUUUUCAAAAUCCUUUGAAUAACGCCAACGAUUUUCAAUAUCAGCCACUGGAUAUUGCCUCGCUUACGAGAGCCUCGAAUAAAGCCUUAGAUUCUUUGGAAAGAGAAACCAAAGAGCUUAUGGCUCUAUUACAAAAAUUGGAGGAUGAUAAUGAAGAACAAUUCAGGGGGAGUACUCAGCAAUUAGAAGAAAUUAAUCACAACAUUUCGGAUGAUAAUAAAAAAGAUUAUGACGCGAAUGAACAAUUAAUGAAUGACAGUUAUGAUAUUUACAAAGAGAGUAAUGAAAUGGAACGAGAAACUAAGAAAGGAAAUAAUGAAGAGAAUGAUCAUCCCAAAGAGAUCUUUGAAAAUAAAGAAGAGAAGUAUGAAGAGAGCAUAAAUUUCAAGGAGAGAAAUGAUUAUAUUCUAAUGAAGGAGACUAAAAUAGAAGAGACGUUAUCGUACCGUGAAAAGAUAGAGCCAACUGAAAUCGUUGGAGAACAUAGCGAAGGAGGUUAUGAAGAGAAUAUACAUUCAGAAGAUACGAAAGAAGAAACAAAUGAACAAAUAAAGAAGGGAACUUUUGAUGAAAUCAUCCGUAGAGAGAACUCAGAAAUCGUAAGAGUAGAUAAAGAGGAACACUAUGAAGAGUGCAUAAAUUCCAUCAAAAGAAAAAAUCAUACUCUUACGAACGAGAUUAAAUUAGAAGAGACAUUAUCGGACCGUGAAAACAGAAGGCUACCUGAAAUCGUUGGAGAACAUAGCGAAGAAAGUUAUGAAGAGAACAUAAUUUCACAAGGAAAACAAGAACAUCUGGAUGUACAAAUAAAUAAGGAAAGUUCUAAUAAUCUUUGUCAAAGAGAGAACUCUGAAAUCGUAAGAGAAAAGGAUGAGAAAAACUAUGAAAAGAGUAUAAAUACUAACGAGAAAACUGCUAAUAGCCUAAAGAAAGAGAUUAACAUAGAGGACACAUUAUUGGACCGUGAAAACCAAGAGUUAUGUGAAAUCGUUAGAGAACUUAGCAAUGAACGCACUGAAAUUGCAAGAGAACAUAUCAAUGAAGUAUGUUAUAAAGAGAGUAUUACUGCAGGAGAACACGAUAUCGCUAUGUCCAAGGAGAUUGAACUGCAAAGUGAAAAGGAAAAGCAGCAAUUCCAAGCUGAACACUAUGAGAUCGUUAGAGAACAUAGUGAUGAACUCAAUGAAAUUGUUACAGGAUAUAGCGAUGGACGCAAUGAAAUCGUUAGAGAGCAUAGCGGACUAAGUUAUGAAGAGAGUAUAACUGCAGUAGGAGAAGAAGAUAUUGUUAUGUCCAAGGUUAAUACAUUUGCGGAAGAAAAUGAAGAGCAUAAAUUCCAUGCAAUUACAUACCAAACUGAACACAAUGAAAUAGCAAGAGAACGUAGCGAUGAAGCAUUUUAUAAAAAGAGUAUACCUGCAUCAGGAGAACACGAUAUCGUUAUAUCCAGAGAGAUUACUGUGCAGAGUGAAAAUGAAGAGCAGCUAUUCGAUGGAAUGAUAUGUCAAGCUGAAAUGGAAAAUUUUGAAAUCGAAAGAUAUUUAAACAGGGAAGAUUUUGUGGAAAAAGAGAAGAAUGAAACAAGUAAUGAUGUGCCCACUAUAAACAAUGAAAGUCAGAGAGAAUUUAAAGAAGAGAAUCAUGAAGAAAAUAAUACAAAUAAAGAGAAUGUAUUGAUGGAAGUAGAUGGUGAUAUAUUAGUAACGGAUAUUAAAUUGGAAGAAACAAAAUUAGAGAAUGAGAAAAAUAAUACAAUGGAAGGGCCGAAACUAAAGGAAGCACUGAGAAGCAGCGAUUCUCUUUCCAACAACAUUAAAAUUGAAGAGACUGAAUUGGAGAAACACAUGAGAGAAAAGGGCGGUGCCAAGAUUAUUAAAUCGGAUGAAACAAUACGAGAGCAUGCAUUGAGAGAAGACACUGGCGAUAAUAUGUUAAAUAAUAUAAAAUUGAAAGAGACAAAUCUAGAGAGAAUAACUGAUGAUCAAUUGAAAAAUAUGGAGGGGUAUUUAAAGAAUGAAAUUGGUGAUUUAAUUAUUGUGGCCAGUGAGAAAAGAGAAAAAUUGGAAGAGAAAUACGCUCAGGAAAAGGAUGAUAAUUGCAAGGAGAUUUCUGAUCAAUCAAAAAGGAACAGUGAUAACUUCAUGAGAGAUACUGGUGGGGAGGAUAUACAAUUUUGUGACAAUUUGAUGAAUGAAAAUGAAGAAUAUUCCAAAGAGAGUAUCAAAGGAAAUCUUAAUGAUAUUUUGAGAGAUGAUAACAAUGAAGAUUUAAUAUCAGUGAAAGAGUUGGAGAACACAAAAGAGAAUGUUAACGAAGAAAAUAGAAAAUCUUGUGACAAUUUGGAGAAUGAAAAUGAAGAAUAUUAUAAGGAGAGUAUCAAAGAGAAUGAUGAUAUUUUGACUCAAAAUAAUGAAAAUAUGAUAUCACUGGAACAUUUGGAGAAUAAGGACGAGGAAAAUAUCAAAGACAGUUCAGAUCAUUCAAACGGUAAUGGCAAUGACGAUUAUCUUGAUAAUAUAGAGAAUUCAAAGUCCAAGAUUGAGACAGUUCUGAGUACUGAGGAGGUAAAAUCGAAUCAACUGAUUGCAGAGGAAAUAACAAAUUUUGAAAAUGAUCAGGAUAGAGAAAUAAUGGAGCGAAAUUUGAGUGACAUAAAAGUAUGGGAAACUGAAAAGAGAAACAUCGUAGACGUGGAUGGAAAAUUGAAUACAAAAUCUCAGAGAAAUCAAAGAGAAGAAAUAAUAGAACAGAAAUUACCGAAAACUAAAGAGAAUUUAAAUACAAAAUCGGAGCCUAAUUUAAGAGCAGGCAUACAUUUAUUGAAAGAAAAUAUAGAGAAUUUUGGAACAGAUCUAGGGUGUUCGGAUAUGGAAAAUGAUCUUAUUUCUAGAAUUCGAAAAACUGAGUCCAUUUGGAAAAUACCAAUCAAGAGCGCAAUGUCCUCUAGCCAAGAAAUCACAGAAAAACGUAGUGAUGAUGAUGAUGAGUGUACGGAAACUCCCUCCCCUGAAAAUUCUGAAUUACAAAAUUUACCCCUAACCAAGACCAUCCAUGAAGUUUUAGAAUCUCUGGCAGAUGUUUUUAAAGAUUUCCCCCGGCAGCAACGAAAAGUUGUGAAAUCUACGGACAGCGAAAAAAGAGAAAGUUUAAAGAAAUUAGUUGAAAAUUCCAAAUUGAAAUCCCUUUUUAAUCAAGAUACCCAUGAAAGCUUGGAUAAACUACUUGGUGAAUAUAAGAAACAACAGGAGGUUGAACUUAAAGAAAUGGUAAAUCGGGUCUAUGCCCAAAGGGAACGUUAUGAUGAUACCAUUGAAUUGAUUGAUGGUAAGCUGAUGAUUGUCAAUAGGGAUACUGGGGAGCUAAAGGAGUUAACAAAACCUUCGAAGGGUAUUAUUUAUUCGGAUAGCGAUAAUAAUGAUUAUGAUACUGCAGAAUCGGAUCAGGAAGAGGAUGGAGCGUGUUGUAGUAAGCCGAGAAAAAGAACGAAUAAUAAGGAGAGGAAAUUGUCUAUUACUCCCAAUGAUACUGCGGCACAAUUCUCAUCUUGGAAAUCCAUUGAGAGUGAGGCUAAUGAGGGGGCAUGUUGCAGCAAACCUAGAAAAUCAAUGGUAAAAUCUGGUGCCAUUUUAAGCCAUAAAAAUUCCUGGAACUCUAUUGAAAGUGACACAGAUGAAGGGGAUGAGGAACAAUUUUAUUCUCUCGUUCCUUCUUCGUCAUCUAUUAUUUUUGAUAAUAUUCAUCCGGAAUUUUUCGAUAAGCUAUCAUUUGAUCAUUUGACCAUGACCCAACAGGAUGGAGAUCAUAUUGUACAGUGCUCACGUAGCUAUACGGAGUUGAAAAAUCUCUUUACCCGGCCGCAAAAUGAGAAAAUAUUAACUCAAGAAGAGCGUAACGUUUGGGAGAGAUUACAAGAAAAUAAUACACAUUCUCAAACACGCGAUGGAACAUCAAACGAAGAGAAUAAAACUGUAAAUACCAGUAAUGAGAAAUUCUCUGAGAGCAACAAUGAAGAGUUACUCUUAAAUAAAAUGUUACAGAGAACAAAGAAAAGAGAGUUUGUCAAAGAGGGAAAUUCAAAUGACAAACAAAUGGAUUUUAUUGUCGAAAUUAAAAAGUCUCAGGAUGGAGUUAAAUUAUAUGAAUAUAAUGGGGAAGGUAUUAAGGAGAGCGAUGGUGGAAAUCUGAAUGGAUCAAAUAAAAUCGGAGAGCCGGAACAGUCAAUCUGUCAGAAUAUUGAAGAAGUCAGUGUGGUAACAAAUAAUAGGGCAGAGCGAGAAAAAGAUAAUGCUAUCGCUCAGAAUAUUCCAGAGAAUAUUAAUGAUGAUGAAAAUAUACAAGAGAUUCAAAUUGAUGCUAAAGAGAAACACAAAAAUCCAUGCGAAGACUCUAAAGAAAACCGUUAUGGCGAUGUUACCGUAAGUGAUGACGAUAAUUCCAUUAAGGAAGUGUAUAAUAAAAAUAAUAUUUUAGAAUCUGAAAUGGAAUCAGAAAAUAAUGCGGAAAUUGAAAAAAAUGGUAUUGAAAUUAAAACUCAAAUGAAGGUAUUGCCAAUUAAUGAAAAUAUAAAAUCUGAUAAUUCGAAUGCUUCGCCUUUAUUACCCGAUGAAAAUACAGAAAAUUUUGACAUUUUGGAAUGCAAUUUGGAAAUAUUGGAUUGUAACGUGGAUGACGCGCAAUUUACGAAAGAUUUGCAUCAUCAUGCAUACAAAGUAAAAUUGGCUCAGGAACUAAAGCCAGCUGACCAUGGACAUCGAAGGGAUUUAGAUAAUCUGCCAAUAAACUCACCUUCAGUGGAGAGACCCAUUUCCAUCAUUAUGGCUUCGUCAAUAAGCAUUUGGGAUGAGGAAAAUUUUUGCGUGAUUCACGAGAAGCAAAUUCAUCCUCAACGUGUCACUGUGUCGUGGCAGACAUAUGGUUCCUUUUGA